This is a messenger RNA of Jatropha curcas, 2831 nucleotides long. RefSeq names its product EMBRYO DEFECTIVE 140 (gene EMB140). Gene Ontology annotation, molecular function: RNA binding; protein binding. Gene Ontology annotation, cellular component: nucleus. The record is from RefSeq and is a predicted model, not a curated record. Gene Ontology annotation, biological process: RNA processing. Lineage: Eukaryota; Viridiplantae; Streptophyta; Magnoliopsida; Malpighiales; Euphorbiaceae.
UUAUAAAUUUAUAUAAUUCAUAAUUCAUUGAAAGCCACUGAAGCAGAGAACGCAAACAGCAAACUAGAAUGGAAGUGGAGGACAAUCAAACCCAAACCCGGGAGGAAGAAAUGGAUGAUACUAACGGAGAUAAUCUCGAAAACCCUAACAGCCCUUCCUCCUCCGAUUCCGACGCCGAAUCGGAUGACGACACCUACCUGAAUCAAGAGCUUAAAACAUUAGAAGCCGAGCUCUCCACUAACCCGUCAAACUACGACUCUCAUGUACAAUAUAUAAAGCUGUUGAGGAAAAUGGGUGAGAUAGAGAAGCUGAGACAAGCAAGGGAAGCUAUGAGUGCCAUAUUUCCAUUGACCCCUGCAAUGUGGCAGGAAUGGGCUAAUGAUGAAGCUUCUCUUUCCACUGGAGGUGAGGAAUUUUCUGCAUUUGAGAAGCUUUAUGAGCUAGGAGUGCUUGAUUAUCUGUCUGUCCCUCUUUGGUGUGACUACUUGAAUUAUGUGCAAAAAUGUGAUGUGUCAGUGCGCGAACAUUCUGCUGAUGGGAUUUCAAAGGCUAGAAAUGUUUUUGAGCGUGCUCUUACUGCUGCUGGCUUGCAUGUUGCUGAAGGCAAUAAAAUAUGGGAAAGGUAUAGGGAAUUCGAGCAGGCUAUUUUAUAUACCAUUGAUGAGACUGAUACAAAGGCAAAGGAAUUACAAGUCCAGCGUAUUCGGAGUAUUUUCCACCGUCAAUUGUCUGUCCCACUUUUUAACUUGAGGUCAACACUUCUUGCUUACAAAGCUUGGGAAGUGGAACAAGGGAAUGUUCUAGAUGCUGAAUCAAGUGAUGUUGAUGGGAUUUCUUCUCAUGUUGCUUCAGCAUACCAAAAGGCCAUGGAAAUGUAUAAUUCUCGUGCACAACAUGAAGAGCAGAUUUCUAAACAGAAUAUAUCUGACACGGACAAAUUUCAAAGUUUCAUGAACUACUUAAAUUUUGAAAAGUCUGCAGGCGAUCCAGCACGGGUUCAAGUUUUAUAUGAACGUGCUAUCACUGAGUUUCCUAUAUCAAGUGAUCUCUGGCUGGAUUAUACGCGAUAUUUGGACAGGACCUUGAAGGUCGGAAAUGUUGCUAGGGAUGCUUACUUCAGGGCCACCAGAAAUUGUCCCUGGGUUGGAGAACUUUGGGUUAGGUAUUUGCUUGCUUUGGAACGUGGUCGGGCUUCUGAAACUGAGAUAUCAACUGUCUUUGAAAAAUCCCUGCAAUGCACUUUUUCAACAUUUGAGGAGUACCUGGAUUUGUUUCUCACUCGGAUAGAUGGCUUGAGGCGGAGAAUUUUGUAUGGUAGUGAAGUAGAUGUUGUCUUGGAUUAUUCACUAAUCAGGGAAACGUUUAAGCAUGCAUCAGAUUACUUAUCACCACAAUUGAAGAAUUCAGAUGGCUUUCUGCAUCUGUAUUCUUAUUGGGCCCAUUUAGAGCUGAAUUUGGGAAAAGAUUUAGCGGCAGCCCGUGGAGUAUGGGAGAGCUUGCUUAAAAUCAGCGGUUCAAUGUUGGAAGCCUGGCAAGGUUAUAUAGCAAUGGAAAUUGAACAAGGUCACAUAAAUGAAGCUCGGUCCAUAUAUAAGAGAUGCUACAGUAAAAGGCUAACUGGGACAGGCUCAGAGGAUGUAUGCCAUUCUUGGUUGCGCUUUGAGAGGGAAUUUGGCACACUUGAAGACUUUGACCAUGCUGUGCAAAAGGUUACACCCCGUCUAGAAGAGCUACGAUUAUACAGGAUGCAGCAGGAAUCAAAAGCAUUCGUUGCAUCAACAGAUCAGAAAGAAAAUACCAUUAAGAAAAAUGUCCGUGACAAGAGAAAAGGAGGUCCAGACUCUACUGAUGAACAGUCUCCAUUAAAACGGCAAAAACAAACAGCUCAAACGCAAAAGAAAGGGCAUGAGAAGAAUAAAGAUCAAGCACAAAAUCUAGCUGAAGUGACUGAAGCAGGACAAGUGAAAGCCACGGCUGAACAGACAGAUAGCACGCAUGACAAACGGCAGAAAGACUCUGAUACUGGAAAAUACAAAGUAUACACAGACAGUUGCACUGCAUUUAUAUCAAAUCUUAAUCUCAAGGCAAAUUCUGAAGAUUUGCGGAAAUUCUUCAGUGAUGUUGGUGGGGUUGUUUCUAUUCGAAUACUGCAUGAUAAGAAUACCGGAAAAUCAAGGGGACUGGCAUAUGUGGACUUUUCGGAUGAUGAAUGCCUUGCUGCAGCCAUAGCAAAGAACAGGCAGAUGUUACUUGGGAAGAAACUGAGCAUUGCACGGUCAGAUCCUAAAGGGAAAAAAGGUGGUCGGAAUUUUUCAAAGCAACAAAGUGGAAACAAUAGAGAAUCUGCAUCUAAAGUGUCAACUGAAGCUUCCAAGGAGACAACAGACAACCAAAAGUUCGCAGCUCGUAAGCAGGAUGACAACAUCCAGCUCAAAGGGAAGAACACAUUUUUAGUGCCGCGAAAUGUGAGGCCACUUGGUUUUACCGCAAACAAACCUAAACCUGUUGAAGAGGGAGAUGAGAAGCCAAAGUCCAAUGAUGAGUUCAGAAAAAUGUUUAUUAAAGAUUGAGAUUUACCAUCCUACAAUGGCUACCAAAUGGAGUGAUGGCAGAAUUGCUCCUUCAAAUGUUUUGGUAUUUACACAUACAUGACAAAAACGCACUUUAGGAUGAAGAAAUAUGUUCCUACCUUGCUGCUUACUCGAGUAAACAGAUUUCCUUACUGCAGAGCCAGUAUUCUUAUAUAGAAGUGGUCAUCUAGGAAUAUAUUGCCUGGAGGAUAGAUUUUUCUUGUUAUAAAAUAUGUUAGCUGUGCUUCAUUUUCUUGGUCA